AUGAACCAUUAUCCGCAAGCUUGGGGCAGACCUCGAAAUGAUGUUUACGGUCCAUACGAUCACUCCUACACACAUUCUGCGAUGCCGAAAACGCAUACACAAUCUCCAGCGGUGACAGGAACAUCGGUGUUGGGUGUAAAGUUCAAGGAUGGAGUCGUUAUAGCAGCAGACAACCUGGCUUCCUACGGAUCUCUUGCUCGCUUCACAGAUGUCAAGAGAAUCCGCACGUUCGCACCCAAUACAGUAAUAGGCUUUGGUGGUGAUGUUUCAGAUAUGCAAUACCUCGACAGAUUAUUACAGACGCUUGAGAUCAACGAGAACUACCUCUCCUCAUCCGAGCACUCUCUGAACGCAAGAAAUCUACACACAUAUUUGUCAAAGGUCAUGUACAAGAGACGGAGCGACUUCAACCCUUUGUGGAACAUGAUGCUGAUAGCUGGUUUUGAUGAGGAUGAGAAGCCUUUCCUAGCCAGCGCCGACCUGCUAGGCACUACCUUCUCAAGUCCCACACUAGCCACUGGGUUCGGUGCUCAUCUUGCGCAGCCGCUGUUGAGGAGACUCAUGCCACAUGACGAGGAAAGUGUAAAGGAUGUGACCAAAGAGCAGGCCGUCGAUGCCGUCAGAGCAUGCAUGAAGGUUUUGUUCUACAGAGACGCAAGGAGUAUGGACAAAUACAGUAUAGCUGUCAUUACCAAGGACGGUGUUGACCUCAAAGAGGAUGAGAAGCUGGAGAACCAAAGUUGGGCCUUUGCUGACCAGAUUCGAGGCUAUGGCACACAAGUAAAUUGA
Lithohypha guttulata is the source of this 789-nucleotide messenger RNA. RefSeq names its product Proteasome subunit beta type-7 (gene PRE4). NCBI's taxonomy places the organism in Eukaryota, Fungi, Ascomycota, Eurotiomycetes, Chaetothyriales, Trichomeriaceae. Gene Ontology annotation, cellular component: proteasome core complex. The transcript is spliced from 2 exons. The record is from RefSeq and is a predicted model, not a curated record. The coding region runs from base 1 to 789 and encodes 262 amino acids.